AUGUCAAGUUUUAAAAGGCAGUUAGUUAUAUUGCUUAAAAAGAAUUAUUUAAUCAAAGGAAAAUCAAAAAUCAAAUUUUUUAUACAAACUUUUACAGCACCCAUUCUUGUAUUGGAUUUAACAUUAAUUAUAACACCUGAUUAUAAAGAAUAUCCAGCCAGUGGAUUUACCGAGGAAAUUAGAAAAACACACAAAUUAUUAAUAGGAGCCAAAGAUGGAUUAUCAGAGCAACAAUAUAAUAUUUUUUUAAAAUUAAAAGAACAGAUUCGAUUUAGAAAACCUAAAUUAUCAGAUGAACAAAUAAACAACUAUUUCGAAUUUUUUAAUAAAAGUAAAGAUAUGGAUAACUAUUUCCAUGAUCCAGAUAACUAUCGUGGUGUUUUGGGAGGUGUUUGGUUUGAACACACUAAUGACCCAAAGAUUGUAAAAUAUAGUGUUAGAAUAGAUUCAGACUAUGUAAAUAAUAACGAAGUUCAGUACCAAGAAAGAAAAGAUUCUCAAAUUUACCUUAGACAUUCAUUUACCCAAAUCCAGAAUGGUGUGGAUCAAGCAAUUCUGAUGGCAAGUGGAAAAGAUUUACCUAUUUAUGUUUCUGCCCAAAGGUUUCCAAACCCUUACCAAAAACUAUAUCAAACCUGGACAGAUGGUAGAAAAAUGCUUUUUAAAAAUACAGCAGGUGUAUUUAUUAGUGCAGCAUUGUUUUCAGGGUUAUAUAGUUCAGUAAUCACUAUGGUUUUAGAAAAAGAGAACAAGAUUUUAGAAGGAAUGAAAAUGAUGGGAUUAAAGCUUUUUUCAUAUCAUCUCAGUAAUUUUAUAACAUCAUUUUAUUCAAUUUUACCAUCAAUAUUUUUAGUUACAGGUGCUCUUUCAAUUGCGCAGUUAAUAUAUUCAACACCAUUUUAUAUUUUGGCAAUUACGAUCGUACUAUAUGCCAUAACAUUAAUUUUAUUAUCAUUUAUUCUUUGCAAGUUUUUAAACAAAUCAAAAUAUGCUGGUUUACUUUGUUUUGGUAUAGUUUUGGUAUUAUCUGGUGUCGGGUGCAUAAUAAAUAAUUUGGAUAUAAAUGUAGGCAUCAAGGCGGUUUUAUGUAUAAUAUCUCCAAUGGGUAUCACAAUUUCAUUUUAUUCAAUGGUUUCAAAAGAUUUACAAUUAGCAAAAGCUGAACAUCCAAAAUGGGAUUAUAUUUUAUCAGAAAAUUAUGUUAUUUUAGUUUUCGUUCUCGAUAUUUUAUUAUAUUGUUUUAUAAUUUGGUAUUUAGAUAAUAUUAUAUCUGGGGAAUAUGGCACAUCUAAACCAUGGUACUUUUUUUUAACAAAAGAUUAUUGGUUAAAAAAUUCAAAGACAAUCGAUUAUGAAUCCACACUUGGUAACAAUGGUAAUCAAGAUAUAGAAGAAUACCCAACUGAUAAAGAUCCAAGUAUAUGUAUCCGAAAUUUAAGAAAAGAGUUCAAAACUGGUGAUGGUCUCAGAGUUGCCGUGGAUAAUUUAUCUUUAAAUAUGUAUCAAGAUGAAAUUCAUUCUUUUUUAGGUCAAAAUGGAAGUGGAAAGUCAACAACAAUAGGAAUGCUUACAGGUUUGAUCCCACCAACAAGUGGUGGAGCAUUGGUUAAUGGCUAUGAUAUUCACACAAAGAUCGAUGAAAUUAGAAAGAGUUUUGGUAUAGUUUUACAAACAGAUAUCCUAUAUGAUAGUCUAACAGUAAUGGAGCACUUGGAAAUAUUUGCAGCAAUUAAAGGUGUUACCGAUAAACAUUUGGCAAAGAGCGAGGCCAGAAGACUUGCUUGUGAACUGGGUUUAGAAUCAAAAUUAGAUUCACCUGUAUCAUCUUUAUCGGGAGGUCAAAAAAGAAAACUUUGCCUAUCAAUAGCUUUCAUUGGUAAAUCAAGUAUUAUUUUAUUGGAUGAACCAACUAGUGGUAUGGAUCCUUUAAGUCGUCGUCAAGUUUGGGAUUUUUUAAUUAAUAAUAAAAGAGGGAAAACAAUUAUUUUUACAACUCACUAUAUGGAUGAAGCCGAAAUAGGUGACAGAAUAUCAAUUAUAUCAUUUGGUAAAUUAAGAUGCGAAGGUACAAGUUUAUUUUUAAAAACUAGAUUCGGUGUUGGUUAUUUAUUAACAUUGACUAAAAAGUCAAUCGAAUGCAAAACCAGUUCAGUAGUAUCAAUGAUUCAAUCAUAUAUACCCGAUGCAAAAGUAUUAUCCGACGCUGGAUCAGAAUUAAGUUUAAGAAUACCGAAAGAAAAUGUAUCUUCACCUAAAUUUCCUAAGUUCUUUGACGAAUUAGAAGCUAGAAAAGAUAGUUUGUUAAUUUCAAGUUAUGGCUUUUCAGUUACUACUCUUGAAGAGGUAUUUCUAAAGAUAGGUGAAGAAGUAACUGGGAAUCAAACAUUUAACGAUGCUUUUGUAAAAAAAGCAUUACUUACAAAUAGUCGUGGUAUCAAAAGUGGCCAGCAAUUAAAAGCAAUUUUUAUAAAAAGAUUACAAACAUCCAAAAAAGAUGUAAAGUCACUUGUUUUAUCAAUUGUUAUACCGUUGGUUGUUUUAUCGGUCGGGCUUCUUCUUUAUAAAACAAUGGGAACAAUAGAGAUGUACAACACUGUAACCACACCAUUAGUUUUUUCAAUUGACAGACUGGGUGAAAAGUUUGAUAUACCAUUUUCAAUUAAAGACGACGACUUAAUUCAAUCCAAUGCAACAUUUGGAUUUCCAAUCAGGGCUAGCUUUAUAGAAAGGGCAAAAUUUAAACAAUAUCUACACGAUAGUUUCGAAGAUAAACCAGGUGCAUUAUAUUUCCCAGGGUAUAAACAAAUAGAGGGAGUCGAGUUCUUUCACUAUAAAGUCUAUUAUAAUAGAAAUUAUUUACAUACUUUACCAAUCUAUAUAAACUAUGUCAAUAAUGCAAUUGCAAAUCGUUUAGCAAAUGUUCAAAUCAUAACUGAAAGUAGGCCAUUCGAGCAUAUAAAAAGCCAGUUUGAAAAAGCCACCGCUGACACCAAUUUUGCAGCAACUAUAUUCUUUAUCGUAUUUACAUUGGCUGCAUUUUGUCUUAUUGCUUCAUCAGCAGGCGGUAGUAUAACUCAAGAACGUUCAUCAAAAACCAAGCGUUUACUCUAUAUAUCCGGUUUAAAGAAGCCUGUUUAUUGGAUUUCAAAUUUACUAUUCGAUUAUACCCUGUCUUUUUUAAUUGCUGCUUUUUUCACUGUGGUCAUAGUAUUCAUAGAUGAUAGGUUCCAAAAGAAUUUUUCAUUAUACAUGUCUGGUAUUUCUCUUUAUAUAGUUUCAAUUAUCCCACUGGCUUAUUUACUAUCAUACAAGUUUAAAACUCAUGGCAUUGCUACAGGUUUAAUAUUCGCAAUUGUUUUUGGCAUUGGUCUUAUAAUGAUGGUUAUCAGUUUAGUGUUAAGGGUCUGGGCAAUUAAAGACAAUAAUUUGGAAUUUGAAUCAAUGACAGAUAUAAUAGAGAUGGUUUUUUAUUCACUUUCACCAACAUUCUGCUUUGCAAAGGUUUUAAUUAUUAUUACCAAUUUUCCAGGUAUAACAAAAGUUGGAACAAAUUAUAUAGAUAAUUAUUGGAGUCUAUAUUAUGGUUUUAGACCAAUAGUAGCUCUAGCAUCUCAUUCAAUUAUUUGGUUGGUAUGGAUACUUGUAUUAGAUAAAAUUCCCGAAAUCAAAGGCAAACUAUACUUUGAUAGAGAUAUUAGACCUCCAGUACCACCACAAAAUGAAGAUUCAGAUGUUGCUUAUGAAAGAAAAAGAGUAUUUUUACCAGAAACACAAAAUGACCCAAUUAUAAUCAAUGGUCUUCAUAAAACAUUCCCAUCUAAAAGUGGGAAUAAAAUUGCAGUAUUUAAUACAUCGUUAUCAAUUCCUCAAGGUCAAACAUUUGGAUUGUUGGGACUUAAUGGUGCAGGAAAAUCCACAACCCUUUCAAUUUUAACAGGUGAUAUUCAGCCAACAUGCGGUCAAAUUAAAAUAAAUGGUUAUGAUUUAAAGAGCGAAAGAAGAAGUGCAUUAAGAUCAAUUGGUAUGAUGCCACAAUUUGAUGAAUCUUUAGUAGGAUUAUUAUCGGCAAAAGAACAAUUGACACUUUACUGUAGAAUUAAAGGUGUAGAGGAAUGUCAAAUUAAGGACACAGUUGAAGCUUUUAUUCAAAUGAUGCGUUUAACUGAUAUUUCAAAUUCAAAUGUUUCAACUUACUCUGGGGGUAAUAAAAGAAAAGUAUCUCUUUCAAUUGCUUGCAUAGGCAACCCAUCAUUGGUAUUAUUAGACGAAGUAUCAUGUGGUGUAGACCCGCUCACUCGUAGAUUUAUGUGGAGUGUUGUAACAGAAUUAAAGAAAAAUAAAGUCAUUCUCUUAACAUCACAUAGCAUGUUUGAAUGCGAAAAUCUCUGCGAUAAUGUUACAGUGAUGAAAAAUGGGAAACUUAUUUGUCUUGGAUCAAUCCAGCAUGUCAAAAAUAAAUAUGGAGAUGGUUAUUCACUCGAUGUUAAAUUUAAAAGAGAAUUCUCAGAUACAGGUAUCGAACAAGUUUUAAACCAUUUCAAAAACUCUUCAUUAAUAGAUAGCCAUGAUUUAAUAGCAUCAUUUGAAUUACCUAGAAACCUAAAAAUCUCAAAAAUAUUCCGUAUCCUCCAAAAUGAAUUAAAGCAAAUAUUAGAAGACUAUUCAGUUUCUCAAACAUCUUUAGAACAAGUAUUUUUAAAAUUAACAAAUCCAAGAUUUAAUAUCAAUAAUAAUUAA
Dictyostelium purpureum is the source of this 4737-nucleotide messenger RNA. RefSeq lists its product as uncharacterized. The transcript is spliced from 5 exons. Gene Ontology annotation, molecular function: ATP hydrolysis activity; ATP binding; lipid carrier activity. Lineage: Eukaryota; Evosea; Eumycetozoa; Dictyosteliales; Dictyosteliaceae. Gene Ontology annotation, biological process: lipid transport; transmembrane transport. The coding region runs from base 1 to 4737 and encodes 1578 amino acids. Gene Ontology annotation, cellular component: membrane; intracellular membrane-bounded organelle. The record is from RefSeq and is a predicted model, not a curated record.